This is a messenger RNA of Sinocyclocheilus grahami, 2946 nucleotides long. RefSeq lists its product as uncharacterized. The record is from RefSeq and is a predicted model, not a curated record. Bases 1 to 2946 code for a protein of 981 amino acids. The transcript has 7 exons. NCBI's taxonomy places the organism in Eukaryota, Metazoa, Chordata, Actinopteri, Cypriniformes, Cyprinidae.
AUGUUUCAGGUCAAGCUGGAGGGCUGGGUGCGACUGUGGGAAAAUCCCAACGGCAUUCCACCAGCUGAUCUCUCCUGGGUGAAGGACGACACCGAGCGAGGACUCUUUGGCCCUAUUCAGGUGUAUCGCGACAAUGCUGCGGUAUUGAAGAGGUGGCGUGUAAUAAAAUCAGACCGCAUGUGGUUUUACCCUCCAGAACCUCCAGGCUACAUCAGUGGUAGUGUGCCAACUCCACAUCUCUUCUUUUGGGGUCGCAUCUUUGUGUGGCGGCCCGUUGGAGUUUGGAAAUUCUCACUGAAGUGUCCUCGAGGAGAAGAAUGUGUGGGUCAAGGAAAAAAUGUGUACCUCUACAAAUCAGGCUACCACACCAAGGUUCGUCACAUUUGUGACGUUUCCAGCUGGUACUGUAUAAUAACAGAGGUCCUGUGCUGCGGCCCGUGUACAAAAGCAGCCAGGGGUGGCGGCAGUGGCAAGGUGGGCAGGUGGUUGGCGUGGGAUUCCACCAUUCUGUGUCAACUUAGUGAGGCUCACCAAGCCAUGUUCCCUGCUAUUCUGACAGACAAGCGUGGUGUGGACAAGAACAUGGUGCAGCUUCUGAGGGACCGGACUGAAGGGAACACCAUGGUCAAAGUGUGGAGACAAAUCCAGGAGAAUCAUGUUGAGGAGUAUCUCCACAGGAAAGACCUGUACACCACAGUCCUCAUGACUCUCGUGAAGCCUGGGGGAAUCGUUUCGGCCUUAGGACACACGUUUGAGGCUCCACCUCCUCAAAGAGAGCUUCCCUCUGCUCGCCUGCUUCGUCAUGCCUUCCUGCUGGCAGAAGCCAACAAUGUACAGGACUACAGGAACCAGAUUCUCUCCACUUUUGGCACAGUGCUAAAAAUGGACUCCACUAAAAAGGUGGUGAAGAAGCUGUCUGGAGAGGGUAAAGGCACAGCAGAGUGGUUCACCAGCAUAGGCAAUGAGCAUUCACAGAUUGUCUCAUUUGUUCUUACCUGUGAAGAGUCCACCGAGUGUCUGAAGCCCAUGUGUCAGGGAGUAAUGGACCGCUUCCACCAGGCCAAUCAACCUGUGCCCAAGAUCUUGUACGUUGACCGCGGGUGUUGUCGUGCACAAGGCCCGACCGCUGUGGAGAGCUUGUUCCAGACGUGGGUGGAGAAUGGCUUGGUGGUGCGUUUGGACAUUUUCCACUGGAUACAUCGCUUUGAUGCAGCCAUUCGCACAGACAGCCACUCCAAGUAUGCUGUGUUCAAGUCUGCCCUAGCAGGAGCGGUGCUGGCCUACAACCGCGCAGACUUGGAGCUGCUCAUCAAGGCUGUCAGAGCAAAGGACCCGACAGCUUUUGACACGGUGACUGAUGAAGACAUGGUGCGACUUUAUGUAUCCAGGGAACAGCUGAAGCACCAUGUUCGCAGAGUCACACUUGGGGCUCAGGAGACCUUCUGGCUCAUCCAGAUAGCCAUAGAUGAGCUCAAAGGUCCUGCUGGGCUAGACCAAAGUGGAGUCAGCCUCUACAAGUCGCCAGAAGCAAUAGACGGUGUGUGGGACGGCCAGCAAAGACACCUUGAGUGCAUUCAGGAUCCUCCAGAGAUGAGCAUGUACAGAGUGUCUCAUAGCACCAACAUCAACGGGGUGGACGUUCCUUAUUACAAGUGUCUCUGUGGAAGCAACAGCCUGGAAGGUUUCCACAAAGUUCUACCUCACAUGAUACCAGGUCCCCACUGUGCUGCACGUCCCUAUCAGAUUUACCUGAUUAGUGGAAUCGCUCGUUGGAACUCGGACCGCAGUUCUGAAGCUGUGUUUGGUGGCAAAGGGAGAAAUCUCAGAUCCUACUCUGCACCUCUGAUUGAGCGCCUCAACACCCGCUGCCAGCAGCUGUUUGGAGAAACUGUGGAGGAGAAUUUCCGCGCCCCUGCUGCUGUGACAUCAAAUGAGCUGCUUGGUUUGGAGUACCUCUUCAGCCAAAGCACAGGUGAAUCUGGUGCCUUCUCCCUCAGUGACCUCUCAAAGGACGGACCCAGUCCAGAGGAGGAGGUGGUUCAGCCUGACCAGCCUGACCCCGAUGAGGACGAUGAGGCCUACCAGAGCGACCCAGAGGCAGAGCAGUACAGGGUGACUGCUGACCCGGCCUACAUAACCCUUACCAUGGAAGAAACCACCACUGCUCACCCUCUGGCCUUUGAGGAUGCCUGUAGCCCCAACCCGCUGCCUGGAUUCCAGCAGCUGGAAAACUUCUGCUCUCUGCUGGUGAAGAUUGGCCUGACUGCGAAUAAGCUGAGCCUGACGACGGAGCACAGGAACAGGCUCAUCGCCGCAUGGCACGCUGUCGAGGAACAUGACAAGCAACCACAGAAGUUUCAUCAACUGUACAGAACACACUGGGGUAACACAUUGUAUUGCCGCACAAAGAGGGACGAUCUUGCUGAUGCUGCUGUGAUUCAACGAGUCAAGAUCUUAAAAGAACGAUCAGACAUGGUGAUGCCAGCUCCAAAAAACCCGUCCCAGGCAAAACACCCUGAAUCUCCACUGACGUCUGACUUACCCCAGCAGAAAACUCCAGCCAUGUCUACCAUCUUCAGACCUCUACCUAGAAUAACUUCAUCCACUGCUCCUACACAAGUUAUUCCGGCCACGUCCACAAAUGCCACACCUGUGUCUUCCAGCCAGACUGACACGUCACAGAGUGCUGACACCCCUUCGGUCUGGUCUAGAGCAACAAUAUACAAACGAAAAAACACAGUAAUUCUUACUCAAGUUGGAGCAAAGCUUUCACAUGUUCACCACUUGCCCAUUUGCACACUUUGCCACCAACCCACUCAGGGACACAAAAAAUAUAAAAAGAAGACUUUUUGUCCCAUGAAAAUGAUGUGGACCUCCAAAGGAUUUGACAACAGAGUGUACACCAGCUAUGAACACUUUACCACAGUUGUGGACUCACAAGAGUGA